This is a messenger RNA of Larimichthys crocea (large yellow croaker), 1839 nucleotides long. It is a transcript of the gene srsf9, whose product is annotated as serine and arginine rich splicing factor 9. The record is from RefSeq and is a predicted model, not a curated record. Gene Ontology annotation, cellular component: nucleus; cytoplasm. Bases 361 to 1137 code for a protein of 258 amino acids. Gene Ontology annotation, molecular function: mRNA binding. Lineage: Eukaryota; Metazoa; Chordata; Actinopteri; Sciaenidae. The transcript has 5 exons.
UGUAGCAGAGCUACUUGCUAAUGUUGCUAACACGGAAACAGCCCAGCGUGCGGUGCUAGGUGGUAAGUUAGCAUCAGGGUAAACCUACGAAAGAAGGCGUCAGCUUUGGUGUGAAAGCUUUCAGGCUCGGAUCCGAGGUCCUGUGCCAUUUUUCUUGAACUCAUCCAUUGCUACUAUCAUGGCUGCGUUCCCGAGUUUUAUUUUUGUCUAAAUUAAGGAAUUGGAGGCGGAUGGACUAAGUUUUGGAUUGGAACUAGGAUUAGGACACCUUCUACAGCUAUUUGUGAAAGCAAGAAGUGAUCUUAAAGUCUGCCGGUGCCCCCCCCAUUCUGUGUCAGCAGUGCCAUUCACUCAACCACCAUGUCGGAUGGCCGGAUCUAUGUGGGGAAUCUUCCCGUGGAUGUCCAGGAGAGAGACAUUGAGGAUCUCUUCUACAAAUAUGGAAAAAUCCGUGAUAUUGAAUUGAAGAACAAUAGAGGAACUAUCCCCUUUGCCUUCGUGCGAUUUGAAGACCCACGGGAUGCAGAUGAUGCCGUCUAUGGAAGGAAUGGAUAUGGAUAUGGAGACUCCAAGCUACGUGUAGAGUAUCCUCGAUCCUCUGGUGCUAAAUUUGGUCCUAUGGGAGGUGGUGGUGGAGGUGGUGGUGGAGGAGGACAAGGAGGUGGACAAGGAGGAGGACCUAGGGGAAGAUUUGGACCCCCAACUCGAAGAUCUGAAUUCCGGGUCAUAGUGACUGGGUUACCACCAACUGGGAGCUGGCAGGAUCUGAAGGAUCACAUGCGCGAGGCAGGAGACGUUUGUUUUGCAGACGUGCAGCGCGAUGGCGAAGGCGUGGUGGAGUUUCUCCGUAGAGAGGACAUGGAGUAUGCACUGCGUAGACUGGAUCGCACUGAGUUUCGUUCACAUCAAGGCGAGACUGCUUACAUCCGUGUCUAUGAGGAGAGGGGCACUCCCAACUGGGGUCGGUCACGGUCCCGCUCCAGAUCCAGGGGUCGCUAUUCACCUCCCUACCAUAACAGAGGAUCCCCCCCUCCACGCUACCAGUCACCUCCACGCCAUACUAUGUCCCGCCAUAGUCCACCCCCAAGGAGGCACCCUCCACAGCACCAUAGCCCACCGCCGCGUCAUUACCGGUAGAAAGUCUCAUCAUUUGAUGAAUUUGAGGAAAUGUUUUUGUAAUUCCUUUUUUUUUUUUUUUUUUUUUUAAACCCAGGCUUCCUCGUAGGAUACAUCGUUAUUUCUUGAUGCAAAACAUUCCAUGGUCAGGAUCACUUGAACACACCCUGCUCCUCCCCACAGCCUUAAAGAUUUUUGUCUUUUAAACACCCACAUGUGUUAUCUGGAAACAGAAUCGUUGUUUCUUUGUGGUUUUUCUUAGCGAGGUAGUUGAUCGUCAUAUAACACAUUGGAGGUUUCUUUUAUAAAGAAAUCCUGGGUUGUGAUGUCAAACAUUGACGGGAACCAGUACAUGCGCACACACAUACGCGUAAAUGUCCAAAACAAAUGACGCUAUUCUGCAGCUAUCAGGCUUAAAGGUCAUAGUGCUUCUUACAUUUUUGACUAAAUUUUCCUUUUUGUGUGUCAUAUUUCUGUAGCUUUAAAUAUGAAGUUUUUUGCCAAUCCAAGAACCUGUGAAGCUAUUAAAUAUCCUCCUCUGACUCAAAACGUGUAAAGUUAGUGAGCCUUUUUAAAGUAGUGACAUGUUGACUGUGAGCCUCACCUUUUUUUUAUUUUAUUUUAUUAAAUGUAUCAGCCUCUCAUCGAGGUGGCCUGUAGGUGGACUAUAAUUUGUAUGCAUCUCUAAUGUUUUUUUCUUUACCAAUAAAAUGCAAAGUUUUA